UUUCCGCCUUGUGACGGUACGGUUUCUACUAUUGUAGUCUGACGACUAAGCCUUAUGCAUAUCUCAACUCACCUAAUCCAUCAAAAAGUUGUUGCAAUAAUUGAUGGACAAAAUAAUUGAAAUCCCAUCAAACCUAACUUUUCCCAGCUCACAGUUGAAGAAGACAGACAAUUCUUCAACGGAGAGAGUGAGAUGGAACGUCUAUACUUUUCAUUGAAAAUGGUUAUAUUUGUUGCAUAAUUUUAUCCCUAUACCAAUUAAGUCAGAGUUUGCUGAGAAGAUCUGAAAGAAGCAAAAAGAAUGGUGUCUCUUUGUCUCACUGGCAACUUUCUCAAUGAUCCAUUGCCUGCAGCUGAGGCAGUAGCUUUGAACCAAGACCUCGUCACAUUGAUCCUGGUACGCCUGCCGGUGAAGUCACUUCUCCGCUUCAAAUGUGUCUCCAAGCAGUGGCUCUGUCUCAUCUCCAGCCAAAAUUUCUAUAGCCGCCACCGCAGUCUUUCCUCUGCAUGCAUCCUCUUGUCUCGAAUUCCCAGCCUCAUCAGUCACCUAUCUCUCAAUUGCAGCAGUUCAGAGCAACCCUUUUCGUCUCUUGACUUCAUUGAUGAUUCAGCAGGUGUUAAGUUACUGCAGUCCAUAAAUGGCCUGGUCCUGGGGUGUAGCUUUUACAAGUUGGGAAAAACUAUUAGUUAUUAUGUCUGCAACCCUUCAACAAGGCAAUUCUCGAUUCUUCGUCCACCUAAUACCAAGGGUCAUGAUUCCAAGGGUCGUAAUUCGUUCGCAACUAUUUUAGGUGUUUAUUUAGCUUUUGAUCCAUCCAAAUCAUCUCACUACCAAGUCGUCAGCGUUCAAAAUUGCUCCUCAUCAGAAGCAAGUGAUCACUACCAAAUUCAGAUAUACGCAUCCGAGACUCGAACUUGGAGGGUUUCCCGAUCUCCCUUUAUGGCCCCAUCCGAUAUGGUGUUUGAAAAUGGCGUGCUUUGGAAUGGUGCAAUACAUUGGAUUAGCCCAACAGGAGCUACAUUAUGUUUUGAUAUCAAUCAAGAGCGCUUCGGAUCAAUGCCUAGUCCUCCAUCAGGCGAGCAUUGGGGUACAAGAAGGUUCAAGUAUUUUGGGGAAUCUGGUGGGCAUUUGCACCUAGUUGAAGUUUAUGGUCCAAGCAUCACUCAAUUCCAAGUCUUUGAAUUGGAGAGAGAUUACUCAAGGUGGAUUCCCAAGUACCAAAUCGACAUUUCUCCGAUCAUCGAUGCAUUUCCGGAGAUGGUUAGAAACUACCUUCACCCCCAUCCCUAUGAUUCUCCUUUUUACGCGUUUGUUUUACUUUUUGUCCUAGAAACUGAAGAGGGCUCAUCAUUGUUGCUGUACAUUCCUGGUAAGUUUAUAUCUUAUAAUAUUAGAGACAAGAGUUUCAAAGAGAUUUGUGAUUUUGAUCCGAAAUCCACCAAAACAAAUACAGCAUUACAUGUUGGAUGCUUUCAUGCUCAUCAGUUUAUAGAGACUCUUGCCAGUGUUUAAACA
Messenger RNA from Malus domestica (apple), 1515 nucleotides. Its product is annotated as F-box protein At5g07610-like. NCBI's taxonomy places the organism in Eukaryota, Viridiplantae, Streptophyta, Magnoliopsida, Rosales, Rosaceae. The record is from RefSeq and is a predicted model, not a curated record. Gene Ontology annotation, molecular function: protein binding.